This is a messenger RNA of Micropterus dolomieu (smallmouth bass), 1125 nucleotides long. RefSeq lists its product as uncharacterized. The transcript is spliced from 3 exons. The record is from RefSeq and is a predicted model, not a curated record. Lineage: Eukaryota; Metazoa; Chordata; Actinopteri; Centrarchiformes; Centrarchidae. Bases 49 to 729 code for a protein of 226 amino acids.
UGCGUUCAGUAUUUUAACGAGGGCCACUCGUACGCUGUAAUCGUGGACAUGAUGUCAGGUCUACACGGUGUAAACAUCAGCUUGAGGACUCUUAAAAGUAAAGUGAACGAAGCCGGGAUGUACCGCAGAAAGGAUUAUUCCUCUCCAAACGCCGUGAGUAACGCCAUCAGAUCUGAACUUCGUGGACCUGGACAACUAUUUGGCUACCGCACGAUGUGGCAGGUACUUAAACAAAAGUACAAUCUUCGAGUGAAGAGAGAUGAUGUGAUGGAUUUCCUCCGGGAGCUCAAUCCCCGAGGGUGUGAGAGCAGAGUACGCAGAAGGUUUACAAAAAGAACCUAUCACUCAAUGGGACCUAACUAUAUGUGGCACGAAGAUGGUUACGACAAACUUAAGCCAUUCGGUUUGGCCAUUUCGGGAUGCAUAGAUGGAUUUUCACGUAAAGUAUUGUGGCUUGAAUGUGGACCAACAAAUAAUAACCCAACAGUGAUUGCUCAAUAUUUCAUGUCAUGUGUGCGAAACCUCUGUGUCAUCCCCAUGAGACUGAGGACUGAUUGCGGCACUGAGAACGGCAUAAUGGCUGCAAUUCAAUGUACCCUACGCCACCAUCACAGUGACUACUACUCUGGAGCGUCCAGCCACAUGUAUGGCUCAUCUGUAAAUAACCAGCGUAUUGAGUCCUGGUGGUCUAUAUUUAGAAAGGGAAGAAGGACUUGGAUGAGUGUGUGAGACUGUGGAACAGUCACAGGAUUUGCCCUUCCAGAACAGCAGCAUGUCCAGGAGGAAUGCCCUAUGAACUCUACUACUUACCACACAGGUUUGGCUCCAGAGACUGGAUUUCAAGUGGAACAGGCUGAACUGGAUGCCCUUCCUGAGGCCAGCCUGUCAAUGACUCCUUGUGGGGACCCAAACAUGCAGGAAUACUUGGACUUUGCCAUGGGACACAAUCAGAUACAGAAGCCGGAGAACUGGGAGUCUGCAUCAGAACUGUAUAUGAAACUAAAAGAAAUGGCUCAGCUAUGAAAUGAUCAAAAAGGUUUUUUUUGAAGUGGUGAAACACUGCUGCCUGUCUGAACACAAUAUUUAUGAAUCUGUCACUCAAAGCUUAAUUGUUUAAGUGUGAAG